GGAGGGAAAGAAAAAAAAAAGCACCAAAUUGUUGAGUGAACAGCAUCAGUAGAGAGUGGAGAGGCAGAGACCGCAGUGAGGGAGCAGGCUGCCAAGAAGAGGCAGAGCCAGAGAGACGCACACACCGAGGUCCCAAAUUUAUUUUCUGCUUAGGGUCCACCGCAGAAUGAAUAAUGCAUUUCGUAUUUUUCUAAUAUGGAUUAUGAAUUAUUUUUUCCAACUCCUUCCCAGACUGGCUUCAUCACUCCAGCGGCACCGCGGCGCUUCACUGGAAUGUGCGCUGUAGCUUCUGCGGGACGCAGCUGAACGGCAACUCCGUGGAGCUAUAGAAGAGGGGAAAAAAUAAAAAAAUCUUCUGCGGUCUUUAAAAACUCUUAUAGUUUUCACCCAAAAUGCCUCUCGUUUAAUGGGACACUUUUCUCUGGAUGCCUUACGCAUUUUUGGAGACUUUUACGCAUUUUUGGAGACUUUUAUGUCCUUAUUGAAAUGGCUGAUGGAAAUUGAAAUUGUGUCCAUUAACAGAGGAUAAAAAAGGUUUUAUGGUCUUUUUCACCGAAGUGCUCUUGUUUUUCCGGCGAUGAUUGUGCUUGUGGUUGUCCUGUGCAUCACGAAUGGAGUGCUCGCCCAGAUACGCUACUCUGUGCCGGAGGAGGCGGACCAUGGCACCUUGGUGGGGAAUAUCGCCGAAGACCUGGGUCUGGACCUUACCAAACUGGCCUCUCGCCGCUUCCAAGUGGUGCCCAGCUCCCGCACGCCGUACCUGGAGGUGAACCUGGAGAACGGCGUCCUGUUUGUCAACGAGAAAAUCGACCGGGAGCAGAUCUGCAAGCAGAGCGUCAGCUGCCAGCUCAACAUGGAAGUGUUCCUGGAGAACCCGUUGGAGCUGUUUCGGGUCGAAAUCGAGGUGGUGGACAUCAACGACAACCCCCCCAGCUUCCCGGAGACGGACAUCACGGUGGAGAUCUCGGAGAGCGCCACUCCGGGCACCCGCUUCCCGCUGGAGAGCGCGUUCGACCCGGACGUGGGCUCCAACGCAUUACGCACGUACGACAUCACCACGAACAACUACUUUUACCUGGACGUGCAGACCCAAACGGACGGAAACAAGUUCGCGGAGCUGGUCCUGGAGAAGCCGCUGGACCGAGAGCAGCAGGCGGCGCACAGGUACGUGCUGACCGCGGUGGACGGCGGUCAGCCGCCCCGGACUGGCACCGCGCUGCUGGUGGUCAAAGUGCUGGACUCUAACGAUAACGUGCCGGUGUUUGACCAGCCCGUGUACACGGUGAGCCUCCCGGAGAACGCGCCGGUGGGCACGCUCGUCAUCCAGCUGAACGCCACCGACCUGGACGAGGGGCUGAACGGGGAGAUAGUUUACUCCUUCAGUAACCACAUCUCCAGCCGCGUAAAGGACCUGUUCAGCAUCGACCCGCGUACCGGGCGCGUCGAGGUGCGCGGGGAGGUGGAUUUCGAGGAGAGCAGCCUCUAUCAGAUCUUCAUCCAGGCUAAAGACCUGGGGCCGAACGCCGUGCCCGCACACUGCAAAGUGCUCGUCAAAGUCAACGACCUGAACGACAACGCGCCGGAGAUCACCUUCAGCACCGUCACCGAGUCGGUGAGCGAAAGAGCGGCGCCCGGCACCGUGAUCGCGCUGCUCAGUGUGACGGACCACGACGCGGAGGAGAACGGCCAGGUCAACGUGGAAGUCCUCGGCGACGUCCCGUUCAAAUUAAAAUCCUCAUUCAGGAAUUAUUUCACCAUAGUGACCGAUGCGCCGUUGAACCGGGAGCAGGCGGAGUCCUACUCGGUCACGGUGGUGGCGCGGGACAAGGGGACACCGUCGCUCACCACCAGUAAGUCCAUCCGCGUCCAGGUGUCCGACGAGAACGACAACGCGCCCACCUUCACGCAGCCCAUAUAUGAUGUGUAUGUGACGGAGAACAACGUGCCAGGGGCGUACAUCCACGCGGUCACGGCUCUGGACACGGACGUCGGGCAGAAUGCGCUCAUCAGCUACUCCAUACUAGAGUGUGACAUCCAGGGCAUGUCGGUCAAAACCUAUGUGUCGAUCAACGAGGAGACGGGCUACCUGUACGCACUCAGGUCCUUUGACUACGAGCAGCUGAAGGAUUUCACCUUCAUGGUCCAGGCCCGAGACGCGGGCACCCCGGAGCUGUCCACUAAUGCCACGGUCAAAGUCAUCAUCGUGGACCAAAACGACAAUGCCCCGCUGGUCUUGGCGCCGCUGGGGAAGAAUGGCACCGCCAGGGAGCCCCUGCCCCGCACAGCGGAGCCGGGCUACCUGGUGACCCGCAUAGUGGCGAUGGACGGGGACGACGGCGAGAACGCACGCCUCUCCUACAGCAUCCAGAGGGGGAACGAGAACGGCAUGUUCCGGAUGGACUGGAGGACAGGUGAGCUCCGCACAGCGCGGCGGGUGUCGGCCAAGCGAGACCCCCACCAGCUGUACGACCUGCUGAUCGAGGUGAGGGACCACGGCCAGCCGCCACUGUCCUCCAGCGCCAGCGUGCUGGUGGUGCUGGUGGACAGUGUGGCCGAGAGCCACGGCGGCGCGGACAGAGGCGGCGCCGCCAAGGCCAAAGAUGGCACCCUGGACCUCACGCUCAUCCUCAUCAUCGCCCUGGGCUCCGUCUCCUUCAUCUUCCUGCUGGUCAUGAUCGUGCUGGCCGUGCGCUGCCAGAAGGACAAGAAGCUCAACUUCUACACCUGCCUGACCAGCGACUGCUGCCUGAGCUGCGGCGCGUGCUGCUCGCAGCAGGGCCGCGCGCGCAAGAAGAAGCUCAGCAAGUCCGAUAUCAUGCUGGUGCAGAGCGCAGUUAACGUGAGCGGAGCCGGCACCGCUCAGGUGCCCGUGGAGGAGUCGGGGAGCUUCGGCUCCCACCACCAAAACCAGAACUAUUGCUACCAGGUAUGUCUGACUCCAGAGUCCGCCAAAACCGACCUCAUGUUCCUAAAGCCGCGUAGUCCGUCUCGGAGCACAGACACCGAGCACAACCCGUGCGGGGCCAUAGUGACAGGGUACACAGACCAGCAGCCUGACAUCAUAUCAAACGGCAGCAUAUUAUCGAGCGAGACCAAACACCAACGAGCUGAACUCAGCUACCUGGUUGACAGGCCACGACGUGUCAACAGUUCGGCGUUCCAGGAGGCGGACCUGGUGAGCUCCAAAGACAGUGGCCAUGGAGACAGCGAGCAGGGAGACAGCGACCACGACGCCACGAAUCGAGGCCAUUCCUCCGGUGCCGAUCUGUUCUCCAACUGCACGGAGGAGUGCAAGGCCCUGGGCCACUCGGAUCGCUGCUGGAUGCCGAGCUUCAUGCCCUCCGACGGGCGCCAGGGUGCGGACUACCGCAGCAACCUGCACGUGCCCGGCAUGGACUCUGUCCCCGACACAGAGGUAUUUGAAAGCCCCGAGCAAACGGCCGAUAAGUCAUUCUCCACCUUUGGCAAAGAGACGCCCCUCAGUCACCACCACCACCACCACCACCUCCACCACCAUCUUCUCCAAAACCAUCAGCUCAGCCACCAGCACAGCUCGCUAGAGAGGAAAGAGUUGGAGGCGUUUCUGCCCAGCUCCAGAGCGCCGUGUAGCCCGGCUCAUUUAACGAGGAAAAGGGUUUGCUAGCUCCUUCCGUGUGGACAUAUCGGAAUCCGCGUGACUUUGCACAAUCACUCCCGCGACGUCCAAGGCUGUAAAAAAACAACAAAACAAGCAAAGAAGCCUUUUGUUUUCAUCCCCCCCUCAUCCCCCUUCACCCAGUGCAAAAAUAAGUUAAAAAGUAUAUAUAAAAACACACAGCUUCACACGAUGAGACCCCCCCCCCCCCCCCUUGAGGAGCUCAGAGUUCCCUCAUUCCUGGAAUUCCUUGGAUCACUGCCGGGCUGCGGAGGCACCCCUCUCGCUGGAUCAGCAGCCGGUCGGACACGGAGGAGAGAGCCGGCGGGGCGGAUGGGUGCAGGCAGAUGGAUGGAUCGCCUUACUGGGAGGACCCCAUUGUCUCAGCGGGACUGAGAAAACUAACAGAGGAGGAGGAAGGUCGGCGGCGACGGAGAGAGACGGCCUCGCGCCGUUCCUUUUUUUUCCGACCUGCGUGUGCCUGUUUACAGCGCGGAUGUGUACAGUACGUCUCCGGGGGGGAACGGAGCCGCGGGAGGACGGGACGUCGUGCACGCCAGACGGACUGGAGUGCCAGCCGCCCGGAGGAAGCGCCACUGAGCCCUUUAGGCAUUUGUACUCGCAGAGAGACGCCAAAUUGUACAGGAGAAACCUUUGUGCAUUUCAAAAUGCAAAGUCACAGUUUUAGAUUUUUCUAUUCUGUUUACGUGGUCAGCUCUCUCUAUUCUGAUCGACUUCAAACUUUGUAAGAAAAGAUUGUGGGCAGGAUGUUUAUUUUUUAUUUUUUGGAGUUCUUUUCAUUUUCUGUUCAUUUUUUUUGCUUCGGAUUUGGUCUGUUCACCACGUCGUGGGCUCCGAGUGUUUGGCCUGCACUUUUCUGAUUCUGAGGUGUCAAGUAGUUUCUAUCAUGUGUGAGAAGUGUUUACUGUACUCUUUUAAAAGUUUCAAGCUGAAUAUUAAGCUCUAUAUAUAAAUCCAUCUAUAUCUACUUGUUCCGAAGGCGUGCCAUCCGUUUGUUAGGUUCCACGUUCUGACUCAGAGGCCUGACUCUUGGCUGCGUUCUUUCUCUUUUUCUUUUCCCCAGCGGGAGACGGACCGGACGGCGUCAUUUGUUUGACAUUAUUUCCAUUAUUUUGUUUCCACUUUUGGAUAUUGAUGAAGUUCAUGUCUAUAAAUAAAAAAAGAAGGUAAUAAUUUAGAUUGAAACCAGUGGUAAUUUUGUGUCAUUGUAACCAAAAGUUUAAAGGGUACAUUUAUAAAGAAACAGGACAAUAACUCGGCCAAAUGCAACAAGGGGUGUUGUACGCGAGUGCAGUUGGAGAUCCAGCCGACGCACAUUUCUUUCUUACACAUUACAAACACAGACACACCGAACAUGCCAACAAUAAACAGAAACAAAAUGGUGAAAAAGG
Scophthalmus maximus (turbot) is the source of this 5046-nucleotide messenger RNA. RefSeq names its product protocadherin 10b (gene pcdh10b). The coding region runs from base 578 to 3643 and encodes 1021 amino acids. Gene Ontology annotation, molecular function: calcium ion binding. Gene Ontology annotation, biological process: homophilic cell-cell adhesion. The record is from RefSeq and is a predicted model, not a curated record. NCBI's taxonomy places the organism in Eukaryota, Metazoa, Chordata, Actinopteri, Pleuronectiformes, Scophthalmidae. The transcript is spliced from 5 exons. Gene Ontology annotation, cellular component: plasma membrane.